ACGUGCGCUACUGCUCGGCUGAACCACCACCGUGCACCGUUUAACGUUACACCCCCCCCACCCUGUUCUGAGAUUUAUACGAUUCAAUAGUAAACGGGAAGUCUGGCACGUUACUAGGAAAAACAUCAAAGCAGGUGUCUUCAAAGUGCCUGCUCAUAGACUCAAGCAUGUCAGGGGGAAUCUCUGCUAGCAUAGCCACCAGCAGGCUACGAGCCGAGGGAAUGGGCUCCAAAGACCACGCCGUACCCUUCCUUAACCAGGACUAUGAGGCUCUGAGGCAGGAGUGUCUGGAGGCGGGGUGUCUGUUCCAGGACCCCUCCUUCCUAGCCGAACCUCCCUCUCUGGGCUUCAAGGAACUGGCCCCCUACUCUGCCAAGACCAGGGACGUGGAAUGGAUGAGACCCACGGAGCUGACAGAUGACCCUCAGUUCAUCCUGGGAGGAGCUACCAGAACAGACAUCUGCCAGGGAGCACUGGGUGAUUGCUGGCUCCUAGCAGCCAUAGCCUCUCUCACCCUCAAUGAGAGGCUGCUCCACCGCGUGGUCCCUCAUGGUCAGUCCUUCCAAGAGGACUACGCCGGGAUCUUCCACUUUCAGUUCUGGCAGUUUGGUGAGUGGGUGGACGUGGUGAUUGAUGACCGGCUGCCAACGAAGAAUGGAGAGCUCAUGUUCGUCCACUCAGCCGAGGGCAAUGAGUUCUGGAGCGCCCUGCUGGAGAAGGCCUACUCCAAGCUAAGUGGUUCCUACGAGGCUCUGUCUGGAGGCAGCACCACAGAAGGUUUUGAGGACUUCACCGGUGGUGUGUCUGAGAUGUACGAGCUCCGGAAGGCUCCACGGGACCUGUACAGGAUCAUCAGCAAAGCCCUGGACAGAGGCUCGUUGCUGGGCUGCUCCAUCGACAUCACCAGUGCCUUUGACAUGGAGUCAGUCACGUUCAAGAAGCUGGUGAAAGGACAUGCUUACUCAGUCACCGGCCUGAAGCAGGUGGACUACCAGGGUCAGGUGGAGAGACUGAUCAGGGUGAGGAACCCCUGGGGACAGGUGGAGUGGACUGGGGCCUGGAGCGACAAUUCUCCUGAGUGGGAUGAGUUGGAUCCAACUGAGAGAGAGGACCUGCAUCUACAGAUGGAGGAUGGAGAGUUCUGGAUGUCGUUCCAGGAGUUCCUGAGGCAGUUUUCCCGUCUGGAGAUCUGCAACCUGACGGCGGACGCUCUGAGUGAGGACGGCCUCAGCCACUGGAACACCAUCAAGUUCCACGGCAUGUGGAGACGGGGGAGUACCGCUGGGGGCUGCCGUAACAACCCCAACACGUUCUGGAUCAACCCCCAGUAUAAGAUCACUCUGCUAGAGGAGGACGACGACCCUGAGGAUGACGAGGUGGCCUGUAGCUUCCUGGUGGCUCUGAUGCAGAAGGAUAGGAGGAGGUAUCGGGGACAGGGACAGGACAUGCACACCAUCGGGUUCGCCAUCUACGAGAUUCCAGAAGAGUACAGGGGCUGUCAGAACGUGCACCUAAAGAGGGACUUCUUCCUGACCCAUUCAUCCUGCGCUCGCUCGGAGACCUUCAUCAACCUGAGAGAGGUCAGCAACCGCCUCCGUCUGCCUCCAGGGGAAUACCUCAUCGUCCCCUCCACCUUCGAGUCUGGCCAGGAGGCCGACUUCGUCCUCCGAGUCUUCACUGAGAAACAGUCCGAGACAGAAGAGCUUGAUGAUAUCAUAUCUGCAGACCUGGAAGAUGAGGACCACAUCAGUGAAGAUGACGUCGACGAAGCUUUCAAAUCCAUGUUUGCUCAGCUUGCAGGAGAGGACAUGGAGAUAUCUGUCCGUGAGCUCAGGACCAUCCUGAACAGGGUGGUGACUAGACACAAAGACCUGAAGACAGACGGUUUCAGUAUGGAGUCCUGUAGGACCAUGGUCAAUCUCAUGGAUAAAGAUGGCAGUGCCCGUCUCGGCCUGAUAGAGUUCCAAACCCUCUGGAAUAAGAUCAGGAAGUGGCUGGUCAUCUAUAGGGAAUAUGACAUGGACAAGUCAGGAUCCAUGAGCUCCUAUGAGAUGCGACUUGCUGUGGAGUCGGCAGGUUUUAAACUGAACAACAGGCUGAAUCAGGUCCUGGUGGCUCGCUAUGCUGAGAACGAGGCCAUAGACUUUGACAACUUCAUCUGCUGUCUGGUCAGACUGGAAGCCAUGUUUAGAUCUUUCCAGCAACUAGACAAAGAGGGAGAAGGUGUGGCUGAAAUGAACAUCACUGAGUGGCUUUAUAUGACGAUGUGUGGUUGAAGAGGACCAGUCUUAUCCCAGGAGACAGAACAGCCAAGUGCCCGGCAGAGUGUCUCUUCCCUGGGACCAUGAAGAGCUCCUAGCCUUACUGUCCUCUGCCUGAUCCUGGACUAUAGGGCUGACCUGUACUGUGCUGAGUCAGAUGUUUCAUUUCCCCAAGGUCCUUUGCAGCACGGUUCCAGCUACUAUGGUGACAGCAUAACCAGUUCGGUUCAGUUCGGCCCUAUAGCGUGAAUCAGUUAC
Molecule: messenger RNA, 2519 nt
Organism: Oncorhynchus masou masou (cherry salmon)
Lineage: Eukaryota; Metazoa; Chordata; Actinopteri; Salmoniformes; Salmonidae
Product: calpain-1 catalytic subunit-like
Exons: 24
Coding region: 168-2276 (702 amino acids)
Biological process (GO): proteolysis
Cellular component (GO): cytoplasm
Molecular function (GO): calcium-dependent cysteine-type endopeptidase activity; calcium ion binding
Source: RefSeq, a predicted model, not a curated record